Aspergillus mulundensis is the source of this 2712-nucleotide messenger RNA. Its product is annotated as Zn(II)2Cys6 transcription factor. Gene Ontology annotation, biological process: DNA-templated transcription; positive regulation of transcription from RNA polymerase II promoter by galactose. The record is from RefSeq and is a predicted model, not a curated record. The transcript is spliced from 6 exons. Lineage: Eukaryota; Fungi; Ascomycota; Eurotiomycetes; Eurotiales; Aspergillaceae. The coding region runs from base 1 to 2712 and encodes 903 amino acids. Gene Ontology annotation, cellular component: nucleus. Gene Ontology annotation, molecular function: RNA polymerase II cis-regulatory region sequence-specific DNA binding; DNA-binding transcription factor activity, RNA polymerase II-specific; zinc ion binding.
AUGCCACCCCCCGACGAUCCCCCUCGCUCAAAGCGACCUCGCGCCGCGCAGGCUUGCGACCGAUGCCGCACGAAAAAGUACAAGUGCGAUGAGCUCUAUCCGUGCUCGCACUGUAAGAAAAGCAACCUGAGCUGCGUCUAUCAGGGUAACUAUCGCCAGCUGGAGAAUAGCCGGUCGGCCAGCUAUGUCAUUGACUUGGAGAAGAAAGUCGAAGAACUUGCUCUAAAGCUCCAAGUCGCUGAAGCAAAGCUCUCACCCCGCGAUCAUGAAUCCGCUCCCUCAAUUCCAGCCAUCAAUGCAACGCCGUGCUCAAUGUCAAUGCCCGACAAAACAACACCGCCGGCAUCAACUACAAAUGCGCGACGUCCGGAAGAGCCGGAGCCCUACACAAAUCCCAAUAAGCACGCCAAUGAGCAAGACGACGAAGCCGAGGCCGAAGCCAGCGACCCCGUCGAUGACGAAAUCACCGAGCUAAACCAUCACACCAACGGCAUCGAGUUUCACGGGAGCACCUCCUCCGUUGCAUUCCUUGGGCAUCUCCAGAAAGCGCGAGAUCCGCAAUCAGAAACCUCUGCGCAAUGGCCGAGUCGCCCCCGUCCUCCAGAGUACUCGAUUGUCUCGACACUCCACAAUGCCAGUUUCUCGCCCACAGCAACGACUGCCGCGUCAGCCUCGCAAUCAUUGGCGACAGUGCACGAAAGCAAUUACUACUUCGAGCAGGCGCAUGUCUUUAUGAGCGGCUACUUUGAGAACGUCCACUUCAUUCAUCCCUUCAUCGACAAGGAAGACUUCUAUGUGCGCGCGCACGAUCUCUGGUUGAGGCGGACUCCAACUCCUGAUCCGAGUUUUAUCGCGCUCUACUUGAGUGUUCUGUCAUUUGGCGCGUUGUUGCGGGUUUGGGAUGAGACGCAGCUAGGUGGGCUGACGAGGUUUGAAUGGAGCCGGAAACUGUUUGGCGAGGCUCAGCUCUACCUUAACUACUUGCAUUUUCCGAAUAACCUUGAUGCGGUGCAGUGCUUGUAUCUUAUGGCUAAGAUAUGUCAGAACGAGCUGAACCCUAACUUGGCAUACAUGUACCUCGGUGUCGCCGUCCGCACCUGUCUCGCAGCAGGCUUCAACCGCAACGUCCGGCCGACCAGCGACCCCCGCGCAGAAUGGAUCUCUAGGACAUGGUGGGGCCUGUUUUCUCUCGAGAUAGAAAUGUCCUUCUCCCUCGGCCGCCCCGACACACUCGGCCUUGACGACUACCACAACCGCCCUCUCCCGCCACGCAACCACACCCAGUACGCCAUAAUCCCGUGGAUGGUGGAUUUUGCGCGCAUCACCCGCAAGGUCUCCGUGCAGAUAUACCAUCGACGGCUCACAUUGGAGGAUAAAUUGGCUAUGGCACUAGCGAUCGAGAAUGAGUUAGAUUGCUGGAUUCGGAAUCUACCGGAGUGGAUUAGGCCCGGGUUUAUCAAAGCUGGUGAAGCUGAAAAUGAGAGUGCGGCGGUUGAUAGAGGCGAGGGGGGCGAUGGAAUUGGGGGUGCAAUCGCUACUGAGGAUGGAAUCAAUGUUGGCAUCGGAGGUAUGGGUAUUGGUGCGGGAAGAAAUGAUCUGAAGGAUCCGAAGUGGGCAAGGAGACAGAGGCUUGUGCUGGGAAUUCGUAUGUCCUCCCAGCUUACCUUACUCCGAGCAUACAAGCACGAUGAACUAACAACGGCGUCAGGCUACUACAACGUCAAAACCCUCCUCUUCCGCCCCUUCCUCCGCCACGCUACAUCCAAAUCCAAGGCCACAUCCAGACCUCGCUCUCGAUCCAAGCCAGCCAACGGAGCCCGAAACCGCUCAGACACAGCAACAACAGCAAGCACAAACAUAACGAUGACAAUGAAGACAGACACGCCAACAGAGCCCGAACCCGAUACCGAAUCCCUCCUCUCAACAACGAUAUCCAAGUGCCUCGAUGCCGCGCAAAACACCAUCUCCGUCAUCCACGACAUCUACCGCGUGCACACGUUCUUCCGAUGCUGGUGGUACAACACAACCUACGUCACAUUCGCAACCUCGACUCUCCUCCUCCCGCUCUCGCACUCCGUCUCAAACCCACCCACAUCCUCAAGAUCAAAACAUACCUCACCCCCGCUAUCAACAGAUCCACAGACCAUAAAGUCCCUAACCCGCUCCGUCGAAAAAGCAAUCGAGAUCCUGGAAGCGACGGACGAGAGCGUCGUUACGCGCAAAUGCGCUGAGAUCAUCAGGUACUAUCUGCGGGAGUUUCAGGUCCGGAAUGGGAAUGGGAAUGCCGAGCACGGCCACAGCCACAGCCACAGCCAGUAUCAGGCUCAGAGUCAUACCCAUAGUCUACGGGAGAAACAUGGACAUGGGAGUGGGAAUGGAAAUGGAAAUGGGAUAGUUCAAGGAGAGGAGAUGGGUACAGGCACAGGCACAGGUAUGGCGACAGGAGCAGGAAUGGGAACGGCAUCUGGAGCCGGGUGGUUUGGGAACGGUGCACAGCUCGACACUACUACUGGACAUGCACCACCUCACACCGAUGGCUACGCUAAUGGCGCUGGGAACGGCUACGGAUAUCCCGGCGGUAGUGAAGGAGGAGGAGCAGGGGAAUUUGACGGCCCGGAAUGGGCCUAUGGAUUCGGCUUCCCCGACUGUUCAUUUGAGGGCAUAGCGCGGUUCUUUGAUGAUUUAGGGCCGUUGCCGAUUUUGGAGGAGUGA